UCCAUGUCUCCCCCUCACUUCCCUCCCCGCCGCCACGCUUGAGAGAGGGGAGCGGAAGCCCGGGAGAAGGCGGCGGCCGGCGGCAAGAUGGUGCAGCGGCUCACCUACCGGAAGCGGCACAGCUACGCCACCAAGUCCAACCAGACCCGCGUCGUCAAGACCCCUGGUGGGAGGCUUGUGUACCAGUACACCAAGAAGCGUGCGAGUGGACCGAAGUGCCCGGUCACCGGGAAGAAGAUUCAAGGAAUUCCUCACCUCAGACCUGCUGAGUACAAGAGGUCCAGAUUGUCAAGGAACAGGAGGACCGUGAACCGUCCAUAUGGUGGUGUUCUGUCUGGUACUGCAGUUAGGGAGAGGAUCAUUCGGGCAUUUUUGGUUGAGGAGCAAAAGAUCGUAAAGAAGGUGUUGAAGAUCCAAAAGACCAAGGACAAGGCCUCCAAGAGCUAGACAUUAUUGCAAUAGGCAUAUGCCACCAUGUUUAAUUCUCUCGAGUUUCGGUAUGGAAUUUUCUCGUGGGUCUGAGAAUCUUGCUAAAUCGAUGUGAGUGAUUGAAUUUUGAGCGCAGUUGCGGAUCCACUAGGUUUUGGAAACUUAGGUGGAAUGUUUUUCGCUUGGCUAUGAGGAUAUCAGAUACUUGUUAAUUCCAUUUGCCCUUGUUUACGCGGUCACGGUCUAAUCAACCUUAUACAUAACUGUCAGUAUCUUGAGUUUGACUUAA
Messenger RNA from Panicum virgatum (switchgrass), 718 nucleotides. Its product is annotated as 60S ribosomal protein L34-like. Gene Ontology annotation, molecular function: structural constituent of ribosome. The transcript has 4 exons. Gene Ontology annotation, biological process: ribosome biogenesis; translation. Gene Ontology annotation, cellular component: cytosolic large ribosomal subunit; ribosome. The coding region runs from base 88 to 447 and encodes 119 amino acids. The record is from RefSeq and is a predicted model, not a curated record. Lineage: Eukaryota; Viridiplantae; Streptophyta; Magnoliopsida; Poales; Poaceae.